Molecule: messenger RNA, 996 nt
Organism: Trachymyrmex cornetzi
Lineage: Eukaryota; Metazoa; Arthropoda; Insecta; Hymenoptera; Formicidae
Product: putative nuclease HARBI1
Exons: 4
Coding region: 1-996 (331 amino acids)
Source: RefSeq, a predicted model, not a curated record
AUGGUAGAGAUUGCGGUUAUAUCUGUCGUACAGAUAAUGAAGAAUAAUUAUUCUUCCAGUGAUGAAAAUAGUAGUUCUGAUGAAGAAUACGAGAUUCUCUUACGUGAUAAAAAAAAACGGGUUAAACGUCCUCGCAUAGAGAAUUAUUUACAGACUGUCUCGCGCUAUAUGGAUUACGAAUUCAAAAGUCAUUUUAGAUCCAUUUGUGAUCGAUUUAACGUUGGUAGAGCUACAGCACUGAGAGCUGUGAGAAGAGUUACACGAGCUCUAUUUACAAUAGCUCCUCAAUUUAUAUCUUGGCCUUCAAAUGAAGAUGCACAAAUUAUAAUGCACAAGUUUGAAGAAGCCAGUGGAUUUCCAAAUACAAUUGGUGCCAUAGACGGCACUCACAUUAGAAUCGAAGCACCCAAAGAAAACGCAGUAGACUACAUAAACAGGAAAGGAUAUCAUUCCAUCCAGUUGCAAGCGGUGUGCGAUCACAGGGCCUUAAUCACUCAUUGUUAUAUUGGCCAUCCAGGAUCUGUUCAUGAUCAAAGAAUCUUCAGGCAGUCAGAAGUAGCCACAUUCUUAAAUAUUGAAGAAAAAUUUCCCAAUAACAGUCAUUUGAUAGGAGAUGCUGCUUAUGAAUUACACGAACAUCUCUUAGUACCAUUUAAAGAUAAUGGACAUUUAAGUGAUGUGCAGAAACAUUACAAUUUCCGACAUUCCUCUGCAAGGACAAAGAUCGAACAAUGUUUUGCGUUGUUAAAAGGAAGAUUGAGGAGUUUGAUGCAUUGUUUGCCCAUGGUUAGAGUGGACCUAAUGCCUGAAUAUACAGGGUGUCAAUUAUUAGUCAAUGUUACGAAUCAAACGUUACCCAAGGAAGUUCAAAGAAUGGGAGUGAACGUGGUAGAGAUUAUCUAUGAGAGUAAGCGUAAUAAUAGAUUAGAAUCAAAUUCACUGGAUUCAACCACACCGACGAGUGUUAUGGAGAAGUUGGAUCAAAUAAAUAAAUAA